AUGGAGAACCAGAGUGUAGAUACAAAUAUCCUGCUGCUGGAGGGUCUACAGGUCACCCCUCAGUCCUCCAUUCCUGUCUUCAUCUUCCUCCUCCUCAUCUACAUCUUCAUCAUGGUGUCAAACAUCGGCCUUUUGAUCCUGAUCUCCAUGGAGACGAGCCUCCACCAGCCCAUGUACCUGCUUUUCUGUAACAUGAGUGUUAACGACGUAUUCGGGGCCACGGCCAUCAUUCCUCGCUUGCUGAGUGACAUUUUCACUCUGCCUACAGAACGACACAUUCACUACAUCGAAUGUGUCAUUCAGGCCUUUUGUGCUCAAUUUUAUGCAGGUGUCUCUCACACAGCACUCAUGAUCAUGGCCUUUGACCGGUACGUGGCCAUCUGUAACCCCCUACGUUACACCACUAUCAUGACCAACAGGAUGGUGGUGAAGCUGUCGGUGUCGGCCUGGGUGGUCAUUUUUGUUAUGGUGUCCAUCCUGGUGGGCCUCAGCGUGCGCCUGUCACGCUGCAGGCGGACUAUUGCAGGCCCGUUCUGUGACAACGCCUCCUUGUUCAAGCUGUCCUGUGACAACAUCCUCAUCAACAACAUCUAUGGGCUCAGCUACACAGCUGUCCUGCUAGGCUUGUCUGCUGGUGGUGUAAUUUUCACCUACCUGAGGAUCACCAUGGUGUGUCUGAGCAGCAAGAACAAGGUGCUGAACAGUCGUGCGCUGCAGACAUGCACCAGUCACCUGGCUAUGUACAUUAUUAUGUAUUUUUCAGGCAUUAUCAGUAUCAUUCUUCAUCGUUUCCCUGACUUAUCAGAGCAAAGGAAGCUGGCAUCUAUUGCGUUUCACAUAGUCCCUCCUGCUUUGAACACAGUUAUCUACGGACUACAAAUCAAAGCCCUCAGACAAAAGGUUUUCUUCAUAGAGAUAUGCCAACAAAAAACUCCUCAGUGUACCAGUGUGCACACUAAAAGAAACACUGAGCUCAGGUAAAGAAUACGAGCGUACACAAGGUAAUAAUCCUCAGAAAAACUGAUACACAUCUCAGCCAGACUGGCAA
Monopterus albus (swamp eel) is the source of this 1048-nucleotide messenger RNA. RefSeq names its product putative gustatory receptor clone PTE03. Gene Ontology annotation, biological process: G protein-coupled receptor signaling pathway; detection of chemical stimulus involved in sensory perception of smell. Bases 1 to 981 code for a protein of 326 amino acids. Lineage: Eukaryota; Metazoa; Chordata; Actinopteri; Synbranchiformes; Synbranchidae. The transcript has 2 exons. Gene Ontology annotation, cellular component: membrane. Gene Ontology annotation, molecular function: odorant binding; olfactory receptor activity. The record is from RefSeq and is a predicted model, not a curated record.